This is a messenger RNA of Macrosiphum euphorbiae (potato aphid), 348 nucleotides long. The record is from the annotation of a GenBank genome assembly. Lineage: Eukaryota; Metazoa; Arthropoda; Insecta; Hemiptera; Aphididae.
AUGAAAGAUAAAAAACUGAAGGGUCUUCGAAGCGAUCUGGUGUUGUAUCGAUCCAAGGUAUGGCGUCUUGCAGCUUACAGUAGAUUGUCUAUUGUGGUUCUGCAGUAUGUUUUCAAUGCGCUGAUUCCAGAUCACAAAGCUCAGGGAGUGUUCAUAUCGCCAGGCCUUGAUGACAAAGAUGAUACCAGUAUUGGCCGUACCGUAACUGAUAUCCUGGGUGGUUUUCUCCGUUGGGACGCUCAAUACUUCCAUCAUAUCUAUCGAUAUGGCUAUACGAGUAUUGCUCAACAAUAUCGUAUUUGUUUUCACUGCAUUGGUGUUAUUCGAUUUGACUUUACGCAUACAUAA